This is a messenger RNA of Mytilus trossulus (common blue mussel), 852 nucleotides long. RefSeq names its product lysozyme-like. The transcript has 6 exons. Gene Ontology annotation, molecular function: lysozyme activity. NCBI's taxonomy places the organism in Eukaryota, Metazoa, Mollusca, Bivalvia, Mytilida, Mytilidae. Bases 96 to 785 code for a protein of 229 amino acids. The record is from RefSeq and is a predicted model, not a curated record.
AAAGAAAACACUAGAUAAGGUUUGUCACGUUAUCAUGAGACCGAUAUAAAGACAGUUUAUCAGAAAGAUAGUUCAUUAGAACAAAGGACAGCAAAAUGGUCGGAUUUUAUCUGAUAUUAAGCGUAAUCGUAGCCACUGCUAGAGCCAACAUCUCUGGUCAAAUUGCAACAGGAUCAUGUGUCUGUGUUACUGGUAGCACCGUUAAUGCACGACAUACAGCCAGUAUACAUGGUAAUAUAGUAGGAACGGUACAUUCUGGUGAAUGUUAUAAAUACAAUGGUCACAUGCACACAGCAGACGGAUACACGUGGUAUCAACUUCAACACGUACAUGGACAGCUAGCGUAUGUCGCAGGAAGUUUACUGCAGACAUCAACGGCAUCCCAUUGCAGUGCUAGUGUGUCAACACACAGUGGAACUUUUGCAGCAGGAGUAGUUUCCGACAAGUGUAUGCAGUGUAUUUGUGAUUUGGAAUCCGGUUGCAGACCACUGGAUUGCAAAUGGGACGUAAAUUCGAAUUCUUGUGGAUACAUGCAAAUAAAACAGGUUUACUGGGAGGACUGUGGAAAACCAGGUGGAAGUUUAGAAGCAUGCUCCAAAGAUAAACAUUGUGCUUCUCAGUGUGUCCAAAAAUAUAUGUCUAGGUACAUCAAUCAUUAUGGAUGCGCACAUAACUGUGAGAGUUAUGCCAGAAUGCACAAUGGAGGACCAGCAGGGUGCAAACACACUAACACUCUGGGUUACUGGUCCCAUAUUCAGAGUAAGGGAUGCAGCGCAAACAGUUAAACUUAAUUUUCCACAAAUAAAGUAAUUUGAUUUGAAUGGUGUUUGAAUAAACUAAUGUCAAUAACAA